AUGGUGUUCAUCGUCAAGAUACCCAAUCGCUCGCGUGGCAACACACCAGAAGCAUCGAAUACUCCCGCUAACGAGCAAGCACCAAACAUGGACGCACAGACCCUCCCUCCUCACGCAGCAACUUCGGACAACGGCUUCUUGCAGGCCAGCAACACAAUGGCACAAUACAGCCAAGCAUAUACGACCAGUGAUGCUUCGAGCGCAAGCGUCAAUGUACCGCAUCCGCCGGAGGCUCAGUCACAACUCGGUGCAGAACUCGACGUUCUCGUGGCACCCGCCGUGCUCAACCACAGAUACGUGCGAGGUAUGGACAAGAGUCUGAUUGUCGAGCGACCGGAACGCAUUCGAGCAGUACUACUGGGUAUCGCAACUGCAAUCGGCAAGACCACUGUCGACGAAUCCACUCCGCCUCUACCCACUCAUAGCUCCUUCCAGUCUUCGGGUCUUGAGGGUCCAGCAUCAUCAACAACAGCAGCGCCGACAAUCAACACACCAGAACAAGACGACGAUGAUCUUGUAGCACGACUCAACUCGCUCUCGGUCAAUAGCGCCUCUUCCCAACAGGAUGCAGUCCAAGCCCCUCAGCAGAAGUUCCGCGUCCUUCAUUCGACACGGUCUCUGCUGCUCGACCCGCCUCAUCCCGCCGUGGCCUUCACUCACGCUCACUCGGAUGAGCUCGCAGAGGUUCUAGAGAGCGCUUAUGACCAAGCAAAGCAGCGUAGGCGCGAUGCUCGUGCUGCAGUUCCUGAUCCAAACGCUGGUCCAUCAUCGCGGCACAGCGUAAUCGAGGUCAAGCCUGAACGCGAAGCGACACCGACACCAUACUCUGUAGCCGACAUCGCACCGCAACCGGCGGCAGAAUCAGCUCCAACCAGGCAGCGCAUAUCUCAUGCAGCCUACCUCGAAUACCUUUGCGCACGUGCACCCAACCAUCCACCUGUCUCUCACGCCAAGCCGCAGCACGUAUCGCCUGCUCAGUCACUACCCGACGACAGCGAAGCCUACACUUCGAGCGAUGGAGAGGGCAAUGAUACCAUGCACUUGUCCGAGGUUCCAGAACACCUGCCCCAAGGCGACUUGUAUCUGGCAGGACCAUCGGAAGAGGCAGGUAUGGACGGCGGAUCAUCUGAAGCCAUCCGGCAUGCGAUGGGUGCUUGCUGUGAAGCUGUUGAUCGAGUUUUCGCUGCUGCCUCUGCUCAGUCCGCAAGCGCAAGCACAUCCUUGCGAGAGAUCAAAUACGAGAACAGCUCCUCCUCCGAUAGCAACGACGCUCCCCUUCCAGCCAAACGUGCCUUUGUCCUUUCGCGACCACCCGGACACCACUGCUCCGGCUCGACCCCCCAAGGCUUCUGCUGGGUCAACAACGCCGUCGUCGCCUCGGCCCACGCUUAUCUCAUCCAUGCUAUCGACCGAGUCUGCAUCUUCGAUAUCGACCUGCACCACGGCAAUGGAACCCAAAAUCUCGUCUGGCGUAUCAACUCAGAUGCGAACAAACACGAUGAAGAACGCACUGAACGGAUCGCUUCUCUCCGAGCUGCUGCCCUCGAACGUGCUCGCGCAGCAAUAGGCCCGGGUAGCGGGAGAGCCCAUGCGGCAAAGCUGGCGAAAGUUGCACUGACUGGAGAAGAUGAGAGGAAGGUUAGGGAGCAAGCGGGUAAGAGGGGUUUGAGGGUGUUCUAUGGGUCAUUGCAUGAUAUUGAGAGUUUCCCGUGUGAGGAUGGAGAUCCAGGCAUGAUCAAAGAUGCAAGUACCUGUGUUGAGGGCGCUCAUGGACAGUGGAUUUGGAACAUCCACCUGGACAACUACCGCACAGACUCGGGAUUCAGACAUCUCUACGACACCAAGUAUGCCAUGUUAUUCAACAAAGCAUCCCGCUUUCUCACCUCGACCUCCGCUACUCCUACAUCAACCCUCGUCCUCAUCUCAGCGGGCUUUGACGCGUGUUCCUACGAAUACCCGGGAAUGCAACGUCACGGCAAGCACGUCCCGCCCUCGUUCUACCACACCUUUGCCCGCGACGCUGUUCACUUUGCUGAAUCGCAUGCCCAGGGCAAGCUAGUCUCGGUGCUGGAAGGAGGCUACAGCGACAGAGCGCUGUGUUCUGCUGCUCUUGCCCACGUCACAGGCUUAGCUGUUGGCGCCGAAGCAUCAAAGAGUAGCGGGGACGAAGGAGAGUAUUGGAAACUAGAGAACCUGGUCGCAGUCGAAAAGGUAGCCAAACGGAUGGCAGCCUACGCUGCUGGCGUUGGAGGUGCCGGAUCAGGAAGUGCAAAUACCACUGCGAGCAAGAGAAGGCAGGCUGAGCUACCGCAUUGGUUGGGAGUGACGAGUAAGGCUUUUGCUGCUUUUGAACAGGCUUGUGGUAAGAAGGAUGUUCAGCCGAUUGGUGCGAGUGGAGGGGCCGGAGGGGGUAGUGCUAGUGCGGUGGCUGGUCCGGCAGGUGCAAAUGCAGGAAGGGUGUUGAGAGAUCGAGGUGCACUGAAGUCUAAGCGUGUGUUCGAGCGUGGUUCGACGCCGCAGCAAGCAACGACAGGGAGAAGGGCAACUCCAACGAAGGGAAGGAGAGGUGAUAGUCCGGGUAAGAAGGAGUCUCCGACCAAAGCUCGUGUCAGUGGUGGUAGUGCGGGUACUGUGCCGGUUACGCCAGUGAAGAAAGAGGAGGAAGAGGAUAUUUCCAUGGAUACUGAUACGCCCACCCGUCCUCCGAAAGUUGAAACGCACGCUUCGCCCCUCAAGGUCGAUCCACAGCCUCCCUCACAGUCGUCUCAUUUGACGGCAAAUGUCGCAACUGCUCCACUUGCAUCUACUCCAGUACAGCAGCAGCCACAGCAGCAGCAACCCCCGCCCUCACUCGCCCCCAAACAAACCCCACCUUCCAUCUCAUCCUUCAUCACCACCUCUUCCGCCCCCGAAUCCCCCGCCCUAACCGCCACCCCCGUAACCCUAGUGGACGCCAUGUCUUCCCCCUCACACCGCAUCAUCGACGCCAACACAGCCCACAUUCAUUCUCACACUCAAAAUCCCGAUCCGCUUGGAUUGCACUACCUCCGAGCAAAAGACUUCCACUUUGCCAACGGUGAAGACGAUGCAGAAGGUUCACCCGAUCCUCUCCCCCUAGAUCAAAACAGAAUCGGAGGUGCGAGUGAGGCAUAUUUCCCUCUCCAAGAGCAGCAACCGCAUCAAGCGCAGCAAGCGCAGCAAGCGCAGCAACAAGGAUCGAUCCCAGGUGGAUUCGGAGCUGCACUUGCCGGGGUUAAGUUGGAACAUGCUUCCUUGAGUAGAGAGGGUGGGAGAGGGUCUUUGCCUGGCAUGAUACAGCAAUCUCUGUCGGAGGAGAAGAGGGAGGAUGGGGGAUCGCUUGAUCCUUCAUUGCCGCAUUCACAUAUUUAUACUCAUUCACAGCAGUACUGA
Molecule: messenger RNA, 3411 nt
Organism: Ustilago hordei
Lineage: Eukaryota; Fungi; Basidiomycota; Ustilaginomycetes; Ustilaginales; Ustilaginaceae
Exons: 2
Coding region: 1-3411 (1136 amino acids)
Cellular component (GO): nucleus
Molecular function (GO): histone deacetylase activity
Source: RefSeq, a predicted model, not a curated record